AUGCCCUGGCAGUUGGACGGCAAGGACUUUAUCAGAGUUUGGACCGACUACUACGCCGCCGUGGAGCAGCUGGUGUCCCACUUGAUGAGCCUCUUUGCCGUGGCCAUGAAUUUGCCGGUCACAGCUUUUGAUGCCGCCCUGGACAAGCAUGGCUCCUCAAUGCGGGCGAUUUUGUAUCCCAAGCUGACACAGGCAGACUUUGAGUCCGGCCAUGUGGUACGUUCGCCCGAACACACGGACUGGGGCUGUGUGACCGUCUUACUUGCAGAUCCAGAUGUCAGUGGACUUGAGGUUUGUGACAAGGAUGGCCAAUGGACGCCCUUACAACCCGUGAAGCGAAAUUCCCUGGUGGUGAACCUUGGUGAACUCCUGCAGUGGUGGACUGGGGGACAGUGGCUGGCCACGCCCCAUCGGGUGCUAGCCAGGCCGGAAAAUGCUGGGGAGCGACUAUCUUGCCCGUACUUUGGCUUGGUCAACCGCGAGGUGAUUCUUCGGCCUCUCCUCAGCGACAAUGGAGCAGAAGGUGAGAGUUCCAUCACUGCUGGGGAGUUCUUUCAGAACCAUGAGAAAUACACCAGCAGGGCAUGUCGCCAUGCCGCCGAUUCGCGGACUGAAGUGCUGGAAAAAAGAUGA
Messenger RNA from Cladocopium goreaui, 633 nucleotides. The record is from the annotation of a GenBank genome assembly. NCBI's taxonomy places the organism in Eukaryota, Dinophyceae, Suessiales, Symbiodiniaceae.